Molecule: messenger RNA, 2652 nt
Organism: Branchiostoma floridae (Florida lancelet)
Lineage: Eukaryota; Metazoa; Chordata; Leptocardii; Amphioxiformes; Branchiostomatidae
Product: glutamate receptor ionotropic, kainate 2-like
Exons: 9
Coding region: 99-1937 (612 amino acids)
Biological process (GO): monoatomic ion transport; modulation of chemical synaptic transmission; synaptic transmission, glutamatergic
Cellular component (GO): postsynaptic membrane; plasma membrane
Molecular function (GO): transmitter-gated monoatomic ion channel activity involved in regulation of postsynaptic membrane potential; glutamate-gated receptor activity
Source: RefSeq, a predicted model, not a curated record
UUGGUGAUCUCUGUAAAUGGUUGAAGCUCGGAGAAAUUGUGAUAACUGUUUGAAAUAAUCUGUUUGUUUCCGCACACGUCCAGGCAGUGUAUCUGCUAAUGGUGAAGGAGCAGUACCAUUGGAUCAUCACUAGCCUAAACGCUCCUCUUGGCGACAUCAGUUUUGAUGCUUUCCAAGACACGGGUGUCAGGGCGACGUUCUUUCAUCCUAACACUGAGCGGAAUACUAAUGGCACUACCGGUCGAAUGUUCGAACGCCUGGUGCUGGACGGCGCCUUGUCUCUGGCCCACUCGGCGGUGGAGGCGGCUCGUGCCGUAGACAGAGGAGAGCUGACGGCGGGACAAGCACAGUGUCGUCUGCGGGACUAUAUCACAGAGAUUGAGUUUGAAGGCUACACCGGUAACGUCCACUACAAGAAUGUGAGCGUCUCCACUAGACUCCGGAACAACUUGGUCAUGGAUCUGAUGGAGAACACCGGCAGUGACCUGGUCAAGGUUGGGAAGUGGAGUCAGGUAGACGGCGCCAACCUGACCUCCCAGUUCAACUCCAGCUUCUUCACCAACCCCGUGCUGGGCGGCAAAGUGCUCAAGAUCAUUUCAAAACAGAGAGACCCUUGGGUCAGGCUGAAGCAACACGCCGACACGGAGGGUCUAAUAGGGGUUGAGCGGUACGAAGGUUUCCUCAUCGACAUGCUGAACCUCAUGGCCAAGAGACUGAACUUCACUUUCACCAUUGACGUGCGCGACAACAUCACGAUCGGAUCCCAGAACGAGACGGACGGCAGCUGGGACGGCAUGAUCGGCCUGCUGGCAAGACAUGAGUACGAUCUCGCUCUGGACGCAGUGUCGACUCGCUCCUUCCGUCUGCAGGCCGUGGACUUCACGGAGCCGAUAGAGAUGGCCGGGUACUACCUCAUCAUGAGGCGGCCCUCCAGGGCUGCACCUGGGCUUCUAGAGUUUCUCAAUCCCUUCAGUUACACCGUGUGGGUGGUGAUGUUGUGUGCUAACCUGGGCGUGGCCAUCCUCCUCGCCUAUAACAACUGCAUCAAUCCGAACGAGUGGGGUGGGUUGGCUAAACGAGGGGAGGUCGAAGAAGAAGAAGGGAAAAAUCUCAACUUCCUGAACAGCUUGUGGAGCGUGUGGGGGGCUUACGUCGCAGCUGGUCCCGAGUUUCUACCGCGCUCUUUCGCCGGACGAACUCUGGCAUCUUUGUGGUUUUUCGUCUGCCUCGUCGCCAUUUCUUCGUACACCGCGAACCUGGCCGCCUUCCUGACCAAAACCAACCUGGACCGGCAGAUCUCGUCUCUGCAGGAUCUAGCCAACAGCGACUACAGGUUCGGGGCUCUGGAGAGGAACACCAUCGUCAAAUUCCUGAUGAACAGCACCGACGAACCCUACAAGACCCUCGGGAGGAGGCUGAAGCGCUGGAAAGGGGAGGUUCUGCUCGAUUCUCGUGAGAAGCUGCUGAAGAAAGCCGAGGAGGAACGAUUCGUCUUCAUCGCAGACAAUGAGAACCAGUUUCGUGUGAAGGAGGAGCUCUGCAACCUGAUCGUGGUGGGAGAGAGGUUCUUCCGCUCCCCCACCGCCCUGAUGUUCCCUCGCGGCUCGCCGUUCGUGACGGAGUUUAACCGGCAGAUCUUGCUGUUCCGGGAGGAGGGGGUCAUGGACAUCCUCCGGGACCGCUACCUGAACGUGCCCGGGGAGUGCUCCACAAAGUAUGUAGCCCAAGACGACGGCCAGCUGCAGAUAGAGAGCUUCAUCGGGCUGUUCUACCUGCUGCUGAUCGGGGUGGCGCUUUUCCUCAUCGUCGGAUUGGUGGAGAUUCUUUUCUUCUUCGCUCGAGGAAGGAAGGAUGGGAAGAAUGACGACGAGAAGAAAGACGACGCAACGGACGAGAAUUUUCACAUAAAUGGCGGAUUGAAUCCGAUCUAUUUGUAGCAGAUAGAACAGAAAUAAGCACAAAUUGUGCCGAAAGAAUCAUCAUCUUAUCAACUUCUUACUACACUCUACUAGGUGGACUUUUUUGAUUUAUCUUUUUUUCUGACAGCAUAUCAGUUCUGUUGUACUCAGUUUCUCGGAUUUUCUCUAUAGAAAAAUGAUUUAAAAAAGCACAUUGUAAGCUCCAAAGUGCCCGCCUCGCAGAGUCUUCUAAGGCCUACGUCACAUGUUCUACCCGGGGACCGGGCGGGCUGUUUGCGGAAACGAAAAAGUUUAUGCCAGUAAAUAUGCGCGUGUAGAAGGCAUGCUGUUGAAUCAAUUUUGGCCCGUUUUGUGUUCCCCCAAACUGCCCGGCCGGGCCCCUUUGCAGAAAUGUAACGUUAGCCUAUAUAUAUGAAUUAUUCACAUUUUCGAAUCAAGUACAACAGAUUUCAAGAGACUAGAUGCUACAAACAUCUUUAGAUGUCAGAACUCCCAUAAUGCAAAAAUAGGCAAAUAUAUCAAGGACUGCUCUGCUAUUAGAAAGAAUACCGUAACUAAUGAUUAGCCUACUACAUUGUAAUAUUAUGUCAAAGAAUUAUGUUAGCCCUUAUUGUUAUGUUAACAAGGUUGUUAAGCUCUAUCCUAUACCUCUAUGUUGUACUAUUGUGUAAUACUUUUGUACUAUUGUGUAAUAGUCGUUGCCAUACGUUGUUCCAUGUACAAUUGUAAUUUG